AUGUGAUAAAUCAUGUGACUGAAAUAGUCUUUCAGGCAUUAUUUUACUACCUUUAUUUAUUGAUAUGAGCUUCAUUAAAAUCGUGCUUUCUUAUUAAUUAUAUCGUCUUUUCAAAUAUUUAACAUUCUUUUUAUUAUCAUAAAAAGCGUUCAAUCCACUAAAUCUUUGUUAAUAGGUCAAUUUUAAUAAACUAACCGAUUCGAUUCAAAUCUUAUUGAACAAAGCCUAGGCCAAUUCCACGUGUGUGCCAGUGCGGUGUGAGCUCAAGAAUACCCUUAAUAAUCGCUAAAAAACAACAUUGAAUAAAUUACUUUACUACAGCCAGGAGGAUGCACCGGAUAGUAAAACCUAAGAAUCAACGAGUCAAAAGGGCUCUUGAAAAGAGAGACCCAAAGCUGGUUGAAAACACCAAGACCUCGUUGAUGAUUCGAGGUGGGCAUACAAGUGAGAGGAUAACAGCAUUGCUUACAGAGUUACACAUGCUCAGGAAACCAAACAGUCAGAUGUUAAAGAGAAAGAACAUCAUGCGUCCAUUUGAAGAUCAGACUUCUUUGGAGUUCAUGGCACAGAAGAACGAUGCCUCAUUGUUCGCUUUUGGUUCUCAUUCCAAGAAAAGACCCCAUAACCUGGUCUUUGGUCGAAUGUUUGAGUAUCAUAUGCUGGAUAUGAUAGAACUCGGUGUUGAGAACUUCAAAUCUAUGCAUUCAUUUAAGACAUCAAAGUGUACAUCUGGGACUAAGCCUUGUCUGAUGUUUACUGGAGAGCUGUUUGAUAAUGAUCAUAUACACCAGAAGCUUAAGAACUUACUCAUAGAUUUUUUCCGUGGUCCAGUAGUAGAUGCUGUCAGAUUGGGUGGAAUGGAAUGUGUGCUCAGUUUUACAGCUAUUGAUGGGAAGAUCCUCAUGAGGAGUUACAAAGUCUUGUUGAAGAAAUCGGGGAGCCGAACUCCUCGUGUAGAGCUGACAGAGAUAGGCCCAUCUUUAGACUUGGUCCUAAGAAGAAAUAGACUAGCUUCACAAGAUCUAGUCAAGAGAGCAUGCAAGAAACCCAAGGCCCUCAAGCCAAAGAAGAAGAAAAACAUCAGCCAUGACGUUUUCAAGACCAUGCACGGCAGAGUUCACAUGGAGAAACAAGACUUGGCCAAGUUACAGAUCAGAAAGGUCAAAGCCCUUAAGAGGACAAAGGAACAAACAGAAGACAACCAGAGUGAUGUAAAGAAGAAAAGGAAGGAAUGAUCAAUUCGAGUGAACACACUAGAACUUGAUGACAUGCAUGGCAAACAUGGAUAUUAUAUUUGCCUGAACUUUAAAGUCAGUCUAUUUUGACUUUUCAUAUGGAUUAGAUCAUUCACUGACACCGGUCUCUGUGAAAAGCAAUGGGAUAUUCUGAUGUAUAGCUGCAUCUUCGGGGAUCAGCCAAGUUGAGACUGUCCCAUCAAACAGAAUCAAGUGCAUUCCUAUAAUAGCUUGAUUCUGGUAUUGCCAGACCAGAGAUAGUGAGGUAUGAAAUGAAUAUAGAAUGAGGCGUGGAAAAGAAAGCAAUUAAGAUGACACAACAAAUGCUCCUGCGACAAUUGCUCCGGGCUUAAUUUCGUCUACGAUGUAAGGUUAGGGUUGCAGUAGGGUUUUAUGUUAGGUUAAGGGUACGGUAUAGUGUUAAACCCAUGGUUGAAGUCAUUUGAUUAUCGUGUGGAAUUUAGAGCUGAGCAAUUGUCACCAGAGAAAAUGUCAUGGAACCAGCAAUUAGAAAGUAUCUAUUAAUCAUACAACUUGAUUCAACUGUCACCUGUUACUGGGUCGUGCAGGUGUAAAAUUGUCAAAAUGAAAGUUUUGGAAUGUUAUUUUGACAUGAUAAUGGUACUCUGAUAGCCAUGGUUGAGUUUAACCUGGGUUAACUGAGACCAUACUUUUAUGGAGUGCCAUUAGUCAAUACAUUCAUCAAUUAAAAUGUACUAUCCUGUUGCAAAAAAAGUUGUACAAAAAAUAAUAAUUCAGUUGUGAAAUGGGUUGAAUAGAAAAAUGUGAUGAACUUUAAUGAAUCCAUUGGUACAUUAUAAUUGCCAUAAAUAUCAAACAAAUAUCAUGAAGCCCAGCAUUCUAUAGAAGUGUGGAUUAAAAUUAUAGGUUAGAAUAGGAUUAAAACUAGUUUUAAAAUCAGAAUACUACACUGGCCCGAAUUCACAAAGGUGGUUUUGAAAACCCACGGUUGAGUCCAUGGUUUAUGCAGAUUUCCUGUAUAAAUUACGCUUAAUUUAGCGUGUAUCGGGCGUGUGUAUAAAAAAUGUCCAAUUCUGAUGCGCGCCAUGUGAUCUCCCAAAGUACCUCAGCUUAGAUAGGGUUUUAAGAAAUCAAUAACCAGUUUAAUAUGUGAAUUUCAUUGUAAUGUUGAAAUUAUCAGUCUGUGUUUUAUUAAACUUGAAUACUAAGGUAAUAUGUAUCAGAAAUUAGAUUAGUAUAAUUUUUACGUAAGGUCAAAAGUCGUUUUAGAUCAAUCAAUUUUCAUUAGAAUUUAUAUUUUUUAUAGAUUUUUUUAUCAUUAUUGAAUGAAUUUUGUAUAAGAUGGUUAUUUGAUUAUUGUCAAAUAAAUGAUUUUAGUUUUUACUCUAAUUUUGAAAAAUUAUUCAAUAAUUUGCUUUCAUUUUCCAUGAAAGGAAAAUAAAGUUUCCAAGCGGAUGCGAGUAACAUUGCCCCUUCAUAUCUUAGGAUUAUUGCAUUGUAAUAUGUAAAGAAUAAGAUAAAACAUUAUUAGGCAGAAAAGCAUCUAUAAAGAUACCACAUAGUUACAUAUUAUGAAGCAGAAGUAAUUUAUAAAGCAGUAAAGAGAUAUAUGUACAUGUACAAUGUAAAUAUAAAAAUAACAAAUCUCCACUUUUUGUAUGUGUAUUAUUGGGAGUUUACCUCUUUUCUUUGAAAUGAAAUGUUAUUUGUCUUUUAUAAAACCUUCCAACAAACUCUAAA
Molecule: messenger RNA, 2957 nt
Organism: Lytechinus pictus (painted urchin)
Lineage: Eukaryota; Metazoa; Echinodermata; Echinoidea; Temnopleuroida; Toxopneustidae
Product: ribosome production factor 2 homolog
Exons: 8
Coding region: 330-1235 (301 amino acids)
Biological process (GO): ribosomal large subunit assembly; maturation of LSU-rRNA from tricistronic rRNA transcript (SSU-rRNA, 5.8S rRNA, LSU-rRNA)
Cellular component (GO): nucleolus
Molecular function (GO): rRNA binding
Source: RefSeq, a predicted model, not a curated record